This is a messenger RNA of Melampsora larici-populina 98AG31, 576 nucleotides long. RefSeq lists its product as uncharacterized. The transcript has a single exon. Bases 1 to 576 code for a protein of 191 amino acids. NCBI's taxonomy places the organism in Eukaryota, Fungi, Basidiomycota, Pucciniomycetes, Pucciniales, Melampsoraceae. The record is from RefSeq and is a predicted model, not a curated record.
AUGGCACAAUCCAUUCCACGUACUUUGUCUUACUCGGAACUCUUGAAGAUCAUUCAAACUUUCCAAAGCGAUAUCGACCAUCUAAACACACCUCAUAUCAAACCUGAAGACCGAAUCUUACCUUGUCUUAUCCUGUACAUGUGCUUCUCGGAGGCCAUCAUGUUGGAAAUCGAGGCCCGCGGCAUUUGGGAUAAGAACGAAAUUCAUACCUGGCGAAGGGAACUUGAGACAAAUGGCUUUGUUCUUGAUCAGAUCAUAAAAAUUUCUCAAUUUGUAGACGUCGAUAUGCCGCUUGUCCACUUUCUUCCUCCUCCUGGAUCAGAAGAAUGGUGGGGUCUCUAUAUUUUUUCACGUCUAUUGGUACAGUGUUCUCGUGUAUACAUUCCAGAACCCCGAGACAAUGGAGGAAAAAAACCUGACUGUCCGAUCUGUGGUGAAGAUUUUAUGGCGGGCGAACGUUAUGUUCAAUUACCUUGUCAUCCUACCCAUUGGCUACACGAAACAUGCCUGACAGAUUUUGCAGCACAUACUCUGGAAAUUUCCUGUCCGCUUGGUCGCUGUACUUUCUGGUUGUAA